AUGGAAGUCAUAUUUGUAUGUGAUCUUGACCUUUCUUUCACUUACACUUUUUCUUUCAGGUCUCUUUCAUUUUUACUUUUUCUUUCAGCUUUCUUUCAUUUUUACUUUCUCUUUCAAGUUUCUAUCACUUUCAUUUUUCUUUCAGUUUUCUUUCAUUUUUACUUUCUCUUUCAAGUUUCUAUCACUUUAAUUUUUCUUUCAGUUUUCUUUCAUUUUUACUUUCUCUUUCAAGUUGCUUUCACUUUCAUUUUUAUUUCAGUUUUCUUUCAUUUUUACUUUCUCUUUCAAGCUUCUUUCACUUUUUCAGUUUUCUUUCAUUUUUACUUUUUCUCCAGCUUUCUUUCACACUUAACAAAUUUCUUUCACUUUCACUUUUUCUUUACAUUUUCUUUAAUUUUCACUUUUUCCUUCAAGUUUCUAUCAUUUUCAUUUUUCUUUCAUUUUCUUUCAUUUUUACUUUCUCUUUCAAAUUUCUAUCACUUUCAUUUUUCUUUCAGUUUUCGUUCAUUUUUACUUUCUCUUUCAAGUUUCUUUCACUUUUCAGUUUUCUUUCAUUUUUACUUUUUCUUUCAGCUUUCUUUCACUCUUAACAAAUUUCUUUCACUUUCACUUUUUCUUUACAUUUUCUUUUAUUUUCACUUUUUCUUUCAAGUUUCUUUCAUUUUCCCUUUUUCUUUCCGUUUUCUUACAUUUUUAAUUUCUCUUUCAAUAUUCUUUCUCUGUUUCUUUAACUUUUCUUUCAAAUUCACUUUCAUUUCAAGUUCUUUAACUUUCACUUUUUCUUUCAGAUUUCUUUCAACUCGUUUUCAAAUUGGCUUUUUUUCAAUUAUUUUUCAAAUGCACUUUUUCAUUCAACUUUCUUUCACUUACUCAUUUUUUUACUUUUUUGACAUUCAAAUUUUCUAUCAAUUUUCUUUCGCUGUCACUUUUUCUUUCAGCUUUUUCAACUCGAGCAUUCCAAUUUUCAUUCAACUUUCUUUUACAUUAAUUUUUCUUUCAAACUUACGUUCACUUUCUCGUUUUCUUGUAUGUUUCUUUCACUUUCACUUUUAUUUUCAGCUUUCUUUUGCAUUGAUCUUUUCUUUUAUCGUUCUUUCACUUUCACUUCUAUUUUCCUUUUACACUUUCACUUUCACUUUUACUUCCAACUCACUUUUACAUUCGCUUUCUUUUAUUCAGCUUUCUUUCACUUUCAAUUCAUUGUUACUUUUUAUUGUCACGCAUGGUUUCUGUCAGUUUUCUUUCGCUAUCUCUUUUUCUUUCAGCAAUUUUAACUCUUGCAUUCCCUUUACCUUUCAUCUUUCUUUUACAUUCCCUUUUUUUUUGAUCGGCUUGCGUUCGCUUUCGCUCUUUCUUCUAUGUUUCUUUCAUUUUCACUUCUACGUUUUAGCUUUCUUUUCAUGUUGA
This is a messenger RNA of Acanthosepion pharaonis, 1407 nucleotides long. Lineage: Eukaryota; Metazoa; Mollusca; Cephalopoda; Sepiida; Sepiidae. The record is from the annotation of a GenBank genome assembly.